Messenger RNA from Thermochaetoides thermophila DSM 1495, 3279 nucleotides. Its product is annotated as eukaryotic translation initiation factor 5B-like protein. The coding region runs from base 1 to 3279 and encodes 1092 amino acids. The transcript has 5 exons. Gene Ontology annotation, molecular function: translation initiation factor activity; GTPase activity; GTP binding. Lineage: Eukaryota; Fungi; Ascomycota; Sordariomycetes; Sordariales; Chaetomiaceae. The record is from RefSeq and is a predicted model, not a curated record.
AUGCCACCUAAGGGAAAGAAGAAUAGAAAGAACGACGACUGGGACGCCGACCUCGGCGAGUCCAUCGCCCCGGUUAACCCCGCCGCUGCAGCCCCUGCUGCGGCCGAGGCUCCAGCUGCUGCCGAGAAGGAGGAGGAGGCCCCCGUCGGCGGCCUGAUGGCCUUGAUGCGCAAGAACAAGGAGAAGCGCAAGAAGAAGGGACUCAGCGAGGACUGGCUUGACGGGGAGACCCCAGAGGGUCAGGCCCCUGCUGCUGCUCCUGAGCCCGACCUUUCGGCUAAGCAGGCCGAGGAGGCUAAUCUCGAGGACGAGUGGGCGCUGCCGGAUAAGAAGGGGAAGAAGGGUGGCAAGCAGCAGCAGAACAAGAAGCAACAACAAGAGGAGAAGAAAAAGGAUGAUGAGGAGGUUCCGGAGAUUAGGGUGUUGACGAAGGCGGAGAAGGAAAGGUUGAAGAAGGAGAGAGAGAAGCAGCGCAAGAAGGAGCAGGCUGCCAAGAAGAAGGCCGCUGGCCCUGCUCAGCCGCAGAAGGCCGAGCCAGCCAAGCCGGCUGAGGAGGAGAAGAAGCCUGAGGAGCCUGCCCCGGCCCCGGCCCCGGCCCCGGAGCCCGCUGCCGGCGGCUCCAAGAAGAAGAUACCGGCGCACCUGCGUCUGAUCCAGAAGCAGCAGGAGGAGCUGCGUCGUCGUCAGGAGGAGGAACAGCGUAGGCUAGAGGAGGAGCGCCGCAGGAUAGAAGAGGAGGAGCGCCGAGCGGAAGAAGAGCGCAAGCGCAAGGAGGAGGAGAAGGCACGCAAGAAGCAGAAGGAGAAGGAGAAGAUCGAACAGCUCAAGCGCGAGGGCAAGUACCUGACAAAGGCGCAGCGCGAGGAGAAAGCGCGCAACCAGCGCAUGCUGGAGCAGAUGCGCGCCGCGGGUAUUAAGAUUGCGGCGCUGGAGGAGAAGAAUAAGGAGGAGGGUGCUGCUGAGGGGGAGAAGGAAAAGAAGGAGAAGAAGAAGCCGGAGAAGAAGCGCCGCCCGAACAAGGUUGAUGAACAGAAGGCUUUGGAGGAGGCCGCUGAGCGUGCCAGGCAGCAGGCCGAGGCUGCCGCUCGCGAGGCUGAGGAGAAGGCUCGUCUUGAACGCGAGAAGGCCGAGGCCGAGGAGAAGGCCAAGCAGGCCGCAGCCGAGGAGAGCGUUGACGAGGACUGGGAGGCUGCCGCUGAAUCGGAUAAGGAGGAUGUUCCAGAUAGCUGGGAUGCCGCCGCCUCCGACGAGGAGAAGGAGGAAGAAGAAGAAGAAGAAGAAGAAGAAGAGAAGCCUGCUCCUAAGAAGACUGAGAAGAAGCCUGAACCUAAGACGGAGGAGAAGAAGAAGGCUGAGCCCAAGAAGCCUGAAGCUAAGAAGGAGGAGGUUAAAAAGCCUGAGCCUAAGAAGGAGGAGCCCAAGAAGGCCGAGGCCAACGGCAAGCCGGCCACCACCACGCUGCCCACUCGUUCCAAGGAGGAAGAGAAGCCCAAGGCCGCUGAGGCCGAGAAGAAGGAGGUUGCUGCGCGUCCCAAGAAGCCGGUCGUCAACAAAGACAACUUACGCUCGCCCAUCUGCUGUAUCCUGGGUCACGUCGAUACCGGCAAGACCAAGCUACUCGACAAGAUUCGUCAGACCAACGUUCAGGAGGGCGAAGCCGGCGGUAUCACCCAGCAGAUCGGUGCUACCUACUUCCCAGUCGAGGCCAUCAAGCAGAAGACGGCUUCCUUCUCCAACCUGCGCUCUCGCGGUUCGUCGCUGUGCAACAUCGCCAUCCUGGUCGUCGAUAUCAUGCACGGACUGGAGCCUCAGACCAUCGAGUCCCUGCGCUUGCUGCGCGAGCGCAAGACGCCCUUCGUCGUCGCCCUCAACAAGAUCGACCGUCUGUACGGCUGGAAAAAGAUCGAGAACAACGGCUUCCGCGAGAGUUUUGCUCUGCAGAACAAGGCCGUCCAGAACGAGUUCCGCAACCGUCUCGACCAGGUCAAGCUCCAGUUCGCCGAGCAGGGCUUCAACUCGGAGCUUUUCUACGAGAACAAAAACUUUGCUCGCUACGUCUCACUCGUGCCCACGUCUGCCCACACCGGCGAGGGCAUUCCCGACAUGCUCAAGCUGAUCGUCCAGCUGUGCCAGGAACGUAUGGCUAGCUCCCUCAUGUACCUCUCGGAGCUGCAGGCCACCGUGCUCGAAGUCAAGGCCAUCGAGGGCUUCGGUGUCACCAUCGAUGUUAUCUUGUCGAACGGUAUCCUCCGCGAGGGCGACCGCAUCGUGCUGUGCGGUCUCGAAGGCCCUAUUAAGACCAACAUCCGCGCCCUGCUCACCCCGGCUCCCAUGCGCGAGCUGCGUAUUAAGGGCCAGUACAUCCACCACAAGGAGGUCAAAGCCGCGCAAGGUGUCAAGAUCAGCGCCCCCGGUCUGGAAGGCGCCAUUGCCGGUUCCCGUCUGCUGGUCGUUGGCCCCGACGACGACGAAGAGGAGCUCGAGGAGGAGGUCGAGUCCGAUCUGCAGAGCCUGUUCUCGCGUGUCGAAAAGACAGGCAAGGGCGUCAGCGUGCAAGCUUCCACGCUGGGUUCGCUCGAGGCCCUGCUCGACUUCCUCAAAGAUUGCAAGAUCCCUGUUGCGAACGUUGGUAUUGGCCCCGUCUACAAGCGCGACGUCAUGCAGUGCGGUAUCAUGUUGGAGAAGGCGCCCGACUAUGCCGUGAUGCUGUGCUUCGAUGUCAAGGUGGAUAAGGAGGCGCAGCAGUAUGCGGAUGAGAACGGGAUCAAAAUCUUCACGGCCGAUAUUAUCUAUCACUUGUUUGACCAGUUCACGAAGCACAUGCAGGAACAGCUGGAGAAGAAGAAGGAGGAGAGCAAGAUGCUCGCUGUCUUCCCCUGCGUGCUGAACCCCGUAGCUGUGUUCAACAAGACGAACCCCAUUGUUGUGGGUGUAGACGUUGUUGACGGCCAGCUGAAGUUGAAUACCCCCAUCGCAGCCGUCAAGAUGAACCCGACGACUGGCCAGAAGGAGAUUAUUUCCCUCGGCAGAGUCACCGGCAUCGAGCGCGACCACAAGCCCCUCCAAGUGUGCAAGAAGGGCCAGCCGGCUGUGGCCAUCAAGAUCGAGAUGGGCGGGCACCAGCCGGCAUAUGGGCGGCAUCUCGACGAAAAGGAUGUGCUCUACUCACACAUCUCGCGCGCCAGUAUCGACGUGCUCAAGCAGUUCUACCGCGAUGUGGUUACCACCGACGAGUGGCAGCUUAUCAUUAAGCUCAAAUCCGUUUUCGAUGUUCAGUGA